GUGGCGGUAAACACCCUCCGAAGCAGACGAUCAAGACGGUCCCAGCAGUCACAGCCUCUCAAACGCCGGUAAAGGAGUUCCACUCUGACGAUCCAACAGUGUUGAUGGCCGGUGGCAGUGAUGACGUGGCGAUCGUGGCACCACCACCGCCGAAAUCGACUAAACAGAAGAAGAAGAAGGUGGUGGUUGCCGCCGCCGCCAACAACACCAACAGCCGAGCCCAGGGAUUUGACUCUUCGGCGCCGACGGCCCUUAUCGCCCCUGAUGAUUACCAGCACCUGUACGCCGCCAAGGGCAAGGGAGGAAAGGAGUCGGCCAAGGUGGUCAAAGGAGGAGGAGGAAGAGGAGGUAAUCAGACGGACUCUCUGGCCGCCGCUGGCACCGAAUCAGAGGCGCCCACUGCUCUCAUCGCACCGCAAGACUACUCGCACAUUUUCUGCGCCGAGCCGACGCCUCCAAAGGUGAAGGGCGGAACAAAGCAUCAGCAGACAAAGCAGGCCAAACUGCAAAUGAAACACCAGCCAAAGAACAGCACCAAAGCACAGAGCAAGACUAAAGCCCAGCGUGAUCAGCGACUUCCUUCAGACGCACCGACGGUCCUGGUGGAGGCGGUGGCCAAGCAAGACGCUGCUGCUGCUGCUGCAUCGGCUUCAACUCCAAAACAACCUCAGCAACCUCAGCAGCAGCCUCAGCAGGCGUCCAAGGUCGCUGGGGCUGGUGGGCAGAAGAGCAAGGCCAAGGCGAAGACUAGCAGGACCAAGACGAAGACGAAGACAAAGGCCAAGCAAAGUGGUGGUGGCGGCAAGUCCAAAGCGAAAGCCAAAGGUGGCAAAAAGAGCAGCAGCGCUCGAAAGAAGAAGCCAAAACCGCAGCAAGAGAACAGGGACUCCUCCGGUGGUGGUGGUAAUGGUGAGGAGGAGGAGGGACAGGAGGACGACUCCGGA
Molecule: messenger RNA, 944 nt
Organism: Rhagoletis zephyria (snowberry fruit fly)
Lineage: Eukaryota; Metazoa; Arthropoda; Insecta; Diptera; Tephritidae
Source: RefSeq, a predicted model, not a curated record